Molecule: messenger RNA, 1347 nt
Organism: Pieris macdunnoughi
Lineage: Eukaryota; Metazoa; Arthropoda; Insecta; Lepidoptera; Pieridae
Source: the annotation of a GenBank genome assembly
AUGGCUGCCCUUAUUCACGCCUGCGUCUUGCUCGUACUAUGUAUCAUCUGGCUAGAGAUAACUUACCCAUACAAUAUAAGAAACCACCCAUGCUGUCUGGAACCCAACGAAAAUUUGACAUUGGCAAUGAUAAUAGACGCAUUCGAAAUUUAUGGACACGACCCCACAGAUAAAUUGGAUAAUUUGUGGCUCUACCAAAAUGAGAUGAUGAGGAUCAAGACAGCUGAAGAUCAGUACUUAAUUAACGAGCGGGUCCACAUCGCGACUGACCAUUUAGGAAGAUUUAUAAAGUUGCAUAUUCAAGAAUUGAAGGUAUUACUAAUAACCCUUGACGAUGUAUUGGAUAAUAUGUUGACGAUGUAUGAGAACCAUAACUCAAUCGGAGCUGAGAGGAGAGCCACUUACACUGGUGGACCUGUUCCCACCGAAUUUUAUAUAAGUCAAGAAUACUACUGCGGCAAAAACGUGUAUUUAUUCCUAUCCGAACUGUAUAGUGACAUAUACAACAUUGGAAAAGGGAUAGCGCCAUACUGUAAAGACAGAUCCUUCGUGUUUCUUGGUUUCCUACAUUAUCAUGAUGAGCAAAAGUACUACCUCCUCGAUGACCCGAGCAUUUCCUUCCCGACAGACAAUUAUAUGCAUGGUUUGGAGUGUCACAUGGGCGUUUGUAUAUUUAGAUUUCCCUUUAAUAAGCUACUACAGCGGGAAAGAGACGUCUCAACUCUACCCAAGGCGAUAGUCAAAUGCGGUCUAAUAAUGUACAAAUUACCGCCACUCUCGGCCGCUGCGUGUAUCAUCGCUUCCGGUUCAUUUAUUUUGGAUUUUAAUAUUCAGGGUCUGAGAUACCGACAUUACGAUUUCUUACUGACAACCCCAAAUGGUAACACAUAUUAUACUAAGGAAGCGAAUACACCGCUUGUGUGCGACCAUCACGUGUGUGAGUGGAAUUACACUAAUCAUUAUGGAGGUCCAUUUUUAAUACCCGGUGAUCCGGGAACGGGCAUUGACGCCGUACCGCCCUACAUAGAACCCACGCCUAAACCAGAUGGCUUUGACGAAGAAAAUAUCACUGUUCCUUAUAUCCUAGAAGGAUGUUUGUUCAUGUACCCACCAAACUAUGGCUCUAUAGCUGGGAAGAGCUAUUUGGAUACUGUGGAUUUACACGAUGACAGAUUUACCUGCAACGCCGCAGGAGGCACUAAGGGUUUAUACUGGUACCCACAAUGGAUGGGUGCCAUGCCCCAUCAUCCAUAUUCCCCGCUAACAGAAGAGAAGGGUAGUUUCAACUCACCUGGCUCAUUCUACCCUCAUCAGAAUUAUGACAUGGAGGAUGAUACAGAUACCUAA